Messenger RNA from Nylanderia fulva, 1524 nucleotides. RefSeq names its product torsin family member. Gene Ontology annotation, biological process: cellular response to misfolded protein. NCBI's taxonomy places the organism in Eukaryota, Metazoa, Arthropoda, Insecta, Hymenoptera, Formicidae. Gene Ontology annotation, molecular function: ATP hydrolysis activity; ATP binding. The record is from RefSeq and is a predicted model, not a curated record.
GAAAAGUAUAGUAAACAAAGUAAAAGUUAGAUGAAAUAAAAAAAAUGAGUUAUAAUUCGUAACUAAAUUAUGAUGAAAUAUGCGAUUUUAUGAAUAUUUUAUUAUUUGACACUCAUAUAUAUAUAUAUAUAUAACGAAAAAUCUAAAAAAUAUAAUUUGCUGACAACACAAGGUGUUUAUAAUCAAAUCGAACGAAACGAGGAUCAACAAUUAGAAACCGAUCUUUGUUAGACUUGUCUGAAAUUCUAAAUAUCGAGUUACAUUCCGAAUUUCGUCGUGAUAUAUAUUUACUCAAUUAACGUUGUACUUAUUUCGAGACCAUAAAUCCCAGACUUUUAUGUGAUACUACAGCCGCUAGUUAUGGGAUGCUGCAGAAGAUUCAUUGAACGAGUGAAGAAAUAGUUUAUAAUUAAAUAUGAAUUUUACAAUUAAAUAUGGUUUCGUGGCUUUGCUCAUCCUCUCACUUGUUGCUCUCACAUUAGGGGAAAUUCUUACGAUCGGUCUGGUAGGCUCGGUCGCUUCAUUGUUAGGCGGUGUAAGCUUUUAUGGAUACGAAAAGUACAAAUGUAGGUACACGGAAUGCUGUAUAGAUGAUUAUAUCCCUUCCGAUUUGGACAGACUGGAAUAUAUGUUCACUGCUAAAUUAUAUGGGCAACAAAUUGCUCAUGAAACAAUCAUAAAUGCACUACGGGGACAUUUGGAAAGUCAAAAUUCACCCAAAGCACUGGUCAUGAGUUUUCAUGGCACACCAGGAACUGGCAAGAAUUAUGUAGCGCAAAUGAUUGCCAAAGCGCUUUAUAAAGAAGGCAUUCAGAGUAAAUAUUACCAUUUCUUCAAUGGCCGCAAUGAUUUUCCUUUAAAACAAAAAGUAGACGAAUACAAGGAAGAUCUGUACAAAAUUGUUUCUGAUGGCUUAAAAACAUGUGAGAGAUCGUUAUUUGUCUUUGAUGAAGUAGACAAAAUGCCAGAAGGUCUACUGAACGUAUUGGUUCCUUUUCUCGACUACAACGUCUAUCACAAAUCUUCCAAGAACAGCCAGUCUGUGUAUCAGAAUAAGGCUAUUUUCAUAUUCCUCUCGAAUACUGGGAGCGCUCAAAUAGUGCAGCAUCUCACAGGUCUGUGGGAAAAGGGUAACAGACGGGAGGACACUCGGUUGCAGGAUUUUGAGAAAUUGAUAGCUGAUGGUGCGUUUGGUGAAAAAGGUGGUUUCCAUCAUAGUGACACUAUACAGACCAGUGUAAUCGAUCACUACGUACCUUUCCUACCCCUAGAAGAAGUGCACAUUAGAAAGUGUCUGGUAAAGGCUUUCCUCGAGCGAGGUGUCACUGCAAAAAAUGAAAUGAUAGAGGAGGCACUGUCACACUUAACUUUUGGUCCCGAACCGUAUAAUCUGUACUCGAUGGCUGGUUGUAAAAGAAUAGAGCAAAAAGUUGCUUCUAUUGUUUAUCGUAAACAAUCAGAAUUUAGAAUAAGUGAAAAAAUAAAUGAAGAUGAUUUGAAAGAAUAAUAAAAGAAAUUUAUAAU